AUGCAAUGCUAUCCAGGCUUGGAAAGUUUCGUCUUUUCCGCUAUAUUCUUGCAGACAACAAACUAUCACUGUAGAGCUAGAGAAAUCACGAACGAACAUAGAUAUCUACCACCGCUCCGCAAGUCCCGCUCGCUACCUUCAACCGUUAUCGAGAUGAUCUUUUUUCGCUUGUUUUGCGCGUUAUUUGCUCUGAUUUCGCUCGCACCUUCUGCUGCUGCUGCGGAAAUCAGCACAAUCACGACUAUUCAGAAUGGGGUCACCAACUAUAUUGUCACAACAUUGGGAGGUGGUGCCGCUAACACUGCAGCUGCAACGAAGAAAACUAUCACUAGCACGAACGCUGCUGGAGAAGUAGUUACCACCGUCGUCAGCACCACGGCUACGGGGACAGACACCGCUACAACUGGUAAAACGACCAAAACAUCCGCAUCAUCCUCGUCCUCGUCCACUACAACUGGUAAAACGACCAAAACAUCCGCAUCAUCCUCCUCCUCUGCUUCUUCUUCGUCUUCCUCAUCGUCAGGUUCUAAAGCGGCAGGAACCAGACCUGAUCCCACCACUGACGCCACCCCACUGCCUGCAUCUGCUGUCACAACAUUGUCGAUUCAAUCGCUCAUAACCAUGACGGAAAAAUCCACGACCUACACCACCACAAGAGCCCCAACCUAUGUUUGGGUUACCUUAACUACCAACGGCCACACCGUGACAACUUCUACCACAUUUGUACAAAUUUACCCCACGAGAUAUACCUCAGUAGCUGAUCCUACUUCCGGGUCAAUCGGGAUGGGGUCUCUGAGCGGAGAAAUUGGGCAGGUAAGAUCGAACAAUGUCGUAACGCUCUCUAACGGGGCUCAAGCUAUGGCAGCUUCAUUUUCUUUAGCAGGGGGCCUCCUGGCUUUGCUCUCAUGGAUCUUGUAA
Molecule: messenger RNA, 918 nt
Organism: Lachancea dasiensis
Lineage: Eukaryota; Fungi; Ascomycota; Saccharomycetes; Saccharomycetales; Saccharomycetaceae
Source: the annotation of a GenBank genome assembly